Dendrobium catenatum is the source of this 1868-nucleotide messenger RNA. Its product is annotated as DDT domain-containing protein DDR4. Bases 150 to 1667 code for a protein of 505 amino acids. The transcript is spliced from 11 exons. The record is from RefSeq and is a predicted model, not a curated record. NCBI's taxonomy places the organism in Eukaryota, Viridiplantae, Streptophyta, Magnoliopsida, Asparagales, Orchidaceae. Gene Ontology annotation, biological process: regulation of DNA-templated transcription. Gene Ontology annotation, cellular component: RSF complex.
UCUUCCUCUUCGCUGUUUGUCCUCGCUUCCUCGUCCACCUUCCCUAUACCGCUUCUAUGUCUUUACCCCCAAAAUCUCUUACUUAAUCUCCUUAACCUGCCACAUUCUCUCUCUUCUCCCCCCAAGUUUCCCGCUUUCCGCUGCUUGAAAUGGCGGAAGGUCGCCGGCUUUUAAGGUCUUCCACCCAUAGCAAUUGCAUCCCGGAAAAACUGCUUCUUGGAGAUCUGAAUGCUGACCCCUUGCUGAUUGAUGAGCAACGAGCCAGGAUACAGCUCCGGCAGCGCUGGGAGCUCGCAUAUGUUCUUAACUUCCUUCGCGUUUUUCGGCCGGUUAUUCCGAGGAAUCUGAUGAUUCCCGCUGAAGACAUUGAGACGGCUCUUAUUGCAGCUAACAAGAACUUGGGACGGAUUCACAUUGCGCUUUUGAAGGGAAUUCCUCCAAUAAAUAAAAGUUUGAAAGAUCCUGAUGCAUGGAUCACAUCUGUUUGCAGGAAGCUUGCAAAAUGGUGGUCAUUGGUUGCUGAAGGAGAGAAUCCACUAAGAGCUGAUCAUGGGAGGGAGAUACCAUUAUACAAGAAACUUGAUCCAACUACUCGUUUGUUGAUCUUAAAAGCACUUUGUGAUAUUCGUGCAGAGCAAGAUGAUAUAUUGCAAUUUAUAGCAGAAGAGCUGAAAAAGGGAACCAUAGUUGGUUCUUUUCGAAAGGAAAAGAUGGAGGUUGGUGAUAGUGGAGUUACUUACUGGUAUGAAGGAGACCGAGUAAUUGGUUAUAGGCUGUACAGAGAAAUAGGUAAAACCUGCUCUAAACAGAAAGCAAAAGGAACGGAUUGGGUGGAACCGCCAACAUUUGAUUCUCACUGGGAAACAAUAGCUAUUAAUCUUGAAGAAUUUCAAGGAAUAAUGGACAGACUUUCAUCAAGCAAGGUACCUGGAGAAUCCUUAGUAGGGGAGACUAUAAAGGCCAAGAUUCUUCCUGUUCUUAAGAAAAUUGAAAAGAAGAAAGCCCAGCAAGAGAGGCUAGCUCUACAAUUGGAAGGUUUUCUGAAUUGUAGAGUUGGGACCACUCGCUCCUGCCGCACUCGUAGGCCCGCAAGAUACACAUUUGAUGAGUAUGAUCGCUCUAUUGAUGAGGCCAUAAUGAUAUCAACGGAAGCAAAUAAUGUGAAACCAAGAAAGGCAAAUGGAGAAGAAGACAAGAAUGGCUUGAGUAAGGAGUAUCCUUCCUCAAAUGGAAGAAACAUGGAUACCCUAAAUGAAAACUCUGGCAAUGAUGAAGACCUCAAGAGUUCUGAGAUUAGGAAUGAUUUGAAGAACUGGGAUAACCUCAGCAAUUGUGACAGUGAAGAUGAUGAUUAUGAUGGAUUCGGUGAUCGCACGGGAACCGAUGAUGAAGAUGAUAAUAAGGUUUACUCUGAUUCGGAUAAGGAAAAUGUGAUUCCACCUUCAAAACCAGCUCGCCGCCGCCAAAAUUUUGAUGCUUAUCAUGUGCUGACAAAGAAAAGGAUGAGGCAAAGACCAACUAAGAAUGCAGGUUACACUGAGGUCAUCUCAGAUUCUGAGGAUGAGAAGCCAGCUAAAAAUCUCAAACCAAUUACAGUAGACUUGAGUUCUACUGAGGACUCUUCUUCUGCCAAAUCAGAGGAGGAAUCUGGGGAGGAUCUUUCCUAGUUUAAACCAUGUUGAUGAAAAUUUUUGAUUCCUUUCUCAUUGCGGUAUAUGAAAGCAAGAGAAAUUUUUUGUUCCCAAUCCCUGUUUUGUGGCAUAGCAAUAUAUGAUUAGAUCAGUGUAAAAUCAUCAAAUUUUGUUUAAAUUAUUUGACCUGUUUUGUACUUGUAAACUUGAAUGUUUUCUGCCAUAUGCCAAACAAUU